AUGACAUCUUCUGCACCGUCAAUCCUUGCAUCCUGCAAGCAGACACGGUUUCACCUACUAGACGACAAUCCGUCUCAAGAGGUAGAUGUCGAGGGCCUCAGUAUUCUCGUGGCGUCGUCUACGGCGGACUCCGCUGAAGAUGCAACAAAGACAAAGACCAAGGGCAAAUUCAAGGCCAAGGCCUCGGGGAAAGAGCUCAUCUCGGACGGCCAUCUACGAUUGAAAGCAGGCAUCCACUAUGGGCUGCUGGGGCGCAAUGGAACCGGGAAAUCAACGCUGUUACGGGCAAUGGCCGAAAAGCUCAUCCCUGGCAUUCCUCACGCAACGCGCAUCGCGAUUCUGCAGCAGACCGAUCAAGAUGAGCAGGGUAUUAACGCAGGACUGAGCCAGGACAGGACUGUUCUGGAACAUGUUCUCAGCAGUGACGAGUCUAGAAAUGAAGCUGUCCGCAAGGUAGACUUCCUCUCGAAAGCGUUUGAGACAGAAGAUCCUCUGGAGCCUGUGCGCGCAAUUCGGAAAAUUAGACACCAGGAAACGGAAAAGCACUUGUUCCUGGCUCACAAAAAUGCAAGUCUGAAGAGCGGAGCGCGAGGUUUGCAAGCGAGAAAAGAUUUGAAGGCUGCCGAGUUGAAAGUCGAUGCCUCGCGCGAAUUAUUGUCACAGGAUGCAGAUCAAAUAGACGCCGAGACAGUCCAGACUGAUACACAGGCCGCUGUCGAGACACUCCAGGACUUGCAAUCUCGAUUGGAAGAUAUGAAAUUGUCUGAUAUGGAGCAACAAGCUCGUCGCAUUCUUCUGGGUCUUGGAUUUAGUGAGAGUGGACUUGACAAGAAAGUGUCGGCCUUGUCCGGUGGAUGGCGUAUGCGGUGCAUGCUCGCAAGCGUUCUAAUACAAGAUCCGGAUAUUAUGAUUCUGGACGAACCAACCAAUUUUCUUGAUCUUCUAGGAGUGGUCUGGUUGGAGAAAUAUCUUCAGCAGCUACGGGACAGGUCCGAGACAACGAUCCUUUUGGUUUCGCACGAUCGAGACUUUAUCAAUGCUGUGUGCGAAGAGAUAGUAAUCGUGCGGGACCAGAAGCUCAACUAUUUCCGAGGAAAUCUCUCGGCAUAUGAGCAAGACUUCGAAGAGCAGAAACUCUACUGGGGACGCAUGAAGGAAGCCCAGGAGCGACAAAUCGCGCACAUGGAAGCCAGCAUUCGUGAAAACAUGAAGAUUGGAAAGAAAACCUACGACGAGAACAAACUUCGGCAAGCCAAAUCUCGACAAAAGAAGGUGGACGAUCGCAUGGGUCUGCAGGUGAAUGCCAACGGGGGCAGGUUCAAGCUGAACCGAGACUUGGUCGGAUUUCAUCUGAGCAGCCGUGCCGAGAUUGACGUACCAACGGACGAGAAAGGCGCGUUGAUGAGCUUGCCGGAUGCAACGGAAUUGCGUUUUCCAGGACCACUGGUCUCUCUAGAUGGGAUCACCUUCAAAUACAAAAACAGCGAUCGCAUCAUCUUGAAUGAUGUGAACUUGGUCGUUCACAUCGGUGACCGUGUUGGGAUUAUGGGUCUCAACGGGUCUGGAAAGACGACUCUGGUUCGUGUCUUGACCGGAGGUAUACCGUCUUCCAAGGGUAAAGUGACGACGCAUUCGCGACUGAAAGCGGGCUACUAUGGCCAGCACUCGGUGGAGGAGCUACAGGAGCGUGGCCGCAACGAGCCCAGCCUGACUGCACUAGGGCUGAUGAUGGCUGAGUCAGAGGGCUCGUUGAAUGAAGGUGCAGUCAGAGGUCUCCUUUCGUCCAUGGGAUUAGCAGGCCGCGUAGUGUCGGAUGUACCGGUGUCCAAAUUAUCAGGCGGACAAUUGGUCCGCCUGGCCCUGGCACGAAUUGUUUGGAAUGCACCACAACUUCUAAUUCUCGACGAAAUCACUACUCAUCUGGAUUUCCACACAGUCACAGCACUGGCAUCUGCGCUUUCUUCUUUCAACGGUGCUGUCCUCCUGGUUUCACACGAUCGUUUUUUGGUCCGAUCCGUAAUUGAAGGCAAGCGUGAUAUUGAGCACAAGCUGGACGCUGACUUCGAAGGACUAGAGGAAGAAGAGACAGAGGAGACGAAGACUCGGCGACGGUCAGUGUAUGUGCUCAAGAAUGGAAAGAUGGUCGAGCAACAGAAAGGAGUGGAACAGUUUGAGCAAAGUCUGGUGAAGAGAGUGCAAAAGAUGCUUGUCGGAUUGGCGUGA
Messenger RNA from Penicillium riverlandense, 2223 nucleotides. Its product is annotated as ABC-F family ATP-binding cassette domain-containing protein. Lineage: Eukaryota; Fungi; Ascomycota; Eurotiomycetes; Eurotiales; Aspergillaceae. Bases 1 to 2223 code for a protein of 740 amino acids. The transcript is spliced from 8 exons. Gene Ontology annotation, molecular function: ATP hydrolysis activity; ATP binding. The record is from RefSeq and is a predicted model, not a curated record.